AUGUCUAAACCCAUGAGACGUAAACACGUGUUGCUGGAAGUGUUCCGCCACGGAUUUUCGACACCUUCAGAAGAUCAACGGAUUGUAAAAGUAUUGGCUAGUCGAGGUAAUAAUUUACACGAAGUUGAAGAUUCAGAUGGAAGCAGAUUUCUUGUCACCAUGCCGACAAAAUUUCGCAGAACUAUAUGGAUUAUAAGGGGAGGUUACAUCCUAAUCGAACCAAUACAAGAAGGAAAAAAAGUCAAAGGAAAAAUCGUGAGGAUACUCAACAACGAGCAGAUACAACACUUUAUACAAGAGAACGUGUGGCCCGAUGCAUUUCUUCAUGUAGACAAAAAUGAAAAGGAAAAUAACGAAGAUAUAUUCGUAAAUAGAAACAGACCUGUGAUUAAUAGUGAUACUAGCAGUUCCAGCGAUAGCGAAGAUUCAUCUGGUGAAGAGGACAGUGAACCUGAAUUUGCAAGUAGAAAUAAUAGACUAGUGAUUUAA
Messenger RNA from Sitophilus oryzae (rice weevil), 489 nucleotides. RefSeq names its product probable RNA-binding protein EIF1AD. NCBI's taxonomy places the organism in Eukaryota, Metazoa, Arthropoda, Insecta, Coleoptera, Curculionidae. The record is from RefSeq and is a predicted model, not a curated record. Gene Ontology annotation, molecular function: RNA binding; translation initiation factor activity. The transcript has a single exon. Gene Ontology annotation, cellular component: nucleus. Gene Ontology annotation, biological process: translational initiation. The coding region runs from base 1 to 489 and encodes 162 amino acids.